Messenger RNA from Ilyonectria robusta, 1577 nucleotides. RefSeq lists its product as uncharacterized. NCBI's taxonomy places the organism in Eukaryota, Fungi, Ascomycota, Sordariomycetes, Hypocreales, Nectriaceae. The record is from RefSeq and is a predicted model, not a curated record. Bases 405 to 1409 code for a protein of 334 amino acids. The transcript has 4 exons.
GCGGCUGUUUAUUAGCUGCGAGACAUCUCACUUGCUUCUUAUCAGCGCCGAUUGAGGGGUCGUCCUGCAGGACAAGCACACAUGGGAGCCUUCCGUCCCAAUGACGUUGCGACGCCAUUGCCUAUCAUAUCUACGGAGUACGAGACCUCCUCUUUCUCGGCCGGCGCCGACCUACCUUUGUGCUAGGAAGGGGACGGGCUGGCGCGUGGCUGAGAGUUGAGGAUGGUCGAACCUUGCCAUUAUUCUGGUGUAGCAUUCCCGGCUGUGGCUUAUAUCUGCGGCGACGACGCUUGUGGUUCUCAUUGCUCUCAUUGUUCUGAUUACCCUCAUUUAAUGCGAUCAACUCUAGAUUCACGCCCAUUUGUGACCAUCUCGUGACUUUGCAAUCCCGACUACCCACCGCGAUGGCUUCCGACGCUGCUGUUAGUAAGGAGGGCCUCCUCAUCCCCCUCAUCGACUUCUCGCGCUUCCUCAGCGGAACGCCCGCAGAGCGCACCGAGACGGCCAAGGCAAUCCUCCAUGGCUUCCAGACGGCGGGCUUCAUCUACCUGAAGAACCACUCGGUCCCGCUCGAUGACCUCAAGCAUGCCUUCUCCACGUCGGCGCGCUUCUUCGACCAGCCGCUCGAUGAUAAGCUGGAUCUCGGCUGGACAACGCCCGAGGCCAAUCGCGGAUACUCGGCGCCAGGCCGAGAAAAGGUCACCCAGCUCAAGGAAAUCGACGAUGUCGAGAAGGUCCGCGCUGCGGCGCCAGAUCUGAAGGAGAGCUACGAGAUUGGCCGUGAAGGCGUCGACGGACUCCCAAACCAGUGGCCCAAAGACGGCGCCGUGCCCGAUUUCCGGACCGAUAUGCUCGGCUUCUUUGACCAGUGCAAGGAGUUGCACGUCGAAGUCAUGAGGGCCAUCGCUGUGGGCAUGGGCCUGGACGAGGAGUUCUUUGAUCGCUAUGUGGAUGUGGGCGACAACACCCUGCGGUUGCUGCAUUACCCGGAGAUCAAGAGCGAAAUCUUCAAGAUCAACCCGGGUGCUGUGCGUGCUGGAGAGCACAGCGACUACGGAUCCAUCACUCUGCUUUUCCAAGACAACCGCGGUGGUUUGCAAGUCAAGAGUCCAAAUGGGCAGUUUGUCGAUGCCACCCCCAUCGAAGGCACCGUUGUCGUCAACGCCGGUGAUUUGCUUGCGCGAUGGAGCAAUGACACCAUCAAGAGCACCAUCCACCGCGUUGUCGAGCCGCCCCGGAAAACAGACCAAACCUACCCCCCACGAUACAGCAUCGCGUACUUUUGCAACCCCAACUUCGAGAGCCACAUCGAGGCUCUGCCAGGCACGUUUUCAACCGAGCAGGACAAGAAGUACGGCGGGAUCAACAGCGGCGAUUACUUGGUGCAGAGACUCACUGCCACCUACUGAAGUAUUGGCCUGUAUCUGAUGGCAGCGUGGCUGGAAUACAAAAUGGGGAACGUCAUGGCAUUCUGGACUGCUAUUUUGUAGUCACUCUCUAGGAGGGAAUUACGAGCUCAAUGAACACAUUAAAACAUAUUGUCACGGGAAUUUGCGCCAUUAUCGCUGCUGUACGGU